AUGUUCCAGCGUCAAGCACACAAGAAAGCCCUCUCAUCAUGUGUUGUGGACGAAGCCGCCGAUGUGGCACGGCAUUUUAGUAAGGACCAAUUGCGUCAUUUAUUUGAGCUGAAGGCAGAUACCACAUCCGACACACAUAAUUCUUUGAAAUGCAGUCGCUGUGUGAAUGGCAUUGAGUACAGAGAACCACCAGAAUCGGCCGAUACGAAUUCGGACUUGAGCGACUGGUACCAUGCACAAAAAGACAUGCGCAAAGUACCUGAUCAGGUUCGGUUUUUGAGAAUAUUCAUUUUUGUAGAACUAGUAGUUAAUUUGUAAUG
Messenger RNA from Gongylonema pulchrum, 320 nucleotides. NCBI's taxonomy places the organism in Eukaryota, Metazoa, Nematoda, Chromadorea, Rhabditida, Gongylonematidae. The record is from the annotation of a GenBank genome assembly.